AUGAGCAAUCGUAGUCACAACGUUAUCACACUAGACCGAAAAGCAAAACGUUCAAAAGCCGAUCCUGAUGCUAUAAUGAUUGAAUCUGAAGUCAAAGCGUCUAGUAGCAGCACAUCAAACGAAGAUACGGAUAUGGCUAAUAGUGAACAUGGAAAUGAAGAAGAAAAAGAAUCUACAGCAUAUGAAAUGCUGGUGAAGGAAUCUUUACUGCAACAAUGGUCAGAGGAUUACGAUGGGACUCUCAAAAAGUAUCUGACAAUAAUUGGGAAGGCAAAGGAAUCUCCUGAUGCGCAAGCGGUCAAUUUUCGUCAAGAGGUGAUAGGUGAGGCGGUCGUGGCUGCUUUUCAGGGAAACCAAGAGAUGAUCUCAGAAGCGAAUAGUGCUAUCGAGAUUACCUCAGCCCUUACUAUUACGUCGUUGAAUUUUCUCAAGCAUCAGCAGGAACGACUGAAAAUUGAAAAUGAGAGGGGUUUGGAUUAUUUUCUUUACGCCGUGUGCAUGAAAGUCUUGGAGGAGUACUACAAGAGAACAAAGGAGCAAGCUCGAUCGCCAACUGUAUUAUCCGAAUCCAAUGAUCGUAUGGUUCCUGUCAACUAUCUCAUCAGCAAAACAGAGCUCUCUCAUUCCUACGAUGUUCACAAGUUUGUUCUUCAAGCUGAGCGCGUCGCGAAAUGGUUCGAUGCAUCAAACGAUUCUGUCAACCCUUCGGAUUACGAAGAUGCACCUUACUUUUGUGUCGUACAGUCGAGCGGGAUGGGAAAGACCAAAGUAAUUUACGAAGGUUGCAAGCAGUUGAAACAAAAGAAUAAUUGGUCUUGCUAUACAGUUUUGCCAUGGACACUGAAAGAUUCCGAUGCGCUGACGAAGGGCGACGUUUUCUCUCACAGGCUAAAUCUCGAAGCAUUUAUGAAUGAAAAAACAGCCUUGGAUGCUGCAACGGCAGUUCUUGAAUUCCUGAAUUCUUUCUACAACAACCUAGUAGCUGAAGCAUCCAACCAGCACAAUAAUGAAAAUACCAUAUUUCUUUGUUUCGAUGAAGCCCAGGUAUACCUGGAAUCCCAAAGGUUCGACAACGACAAGGGCGCCGAGAACGUUAAGCAUCCUGCAUUUCUAUUUCGAUGCAUUCGGCUAUGGCUUCGGCAGAAGAAACGACAUCAGGAAGUGAUUGGUUGCUUUUCUGGUACGCUUGCAACCUUGGCAAGCUUCCGACUGGAGGCUGAUCCAC
Molecule: messenger RNA, 1225 nt
Organism: Cylindrotheca closterium
Lineage: Eukaryota; Bacillariophyta; Bacillariophyceae; Bacillariales; Bacillariaceae
Source: the annotation of a GenBank genome assembly